This is a messenger RNA of Uloborus diversus, 2197 nucleotides long. RefSeq lists its product as uncharacterized. The record is from RefSeq and is a predicted model, not a curated record. The coding region runs from base 291 to 1844 and encodes 517 amino acids. The transcript has 6 exons. NCBI's taxonomy places the organism in Eukaryota, Metazoa, Arthropoda, Arachnida, Araneae, Uloboridae.
UGAAACUUCGACGUUUCAACUCGUUUUUCUUAUUAUUGAAUCUCAUAAUGGCAAUAUUACUUAUGACCAGUUAAACGUAGUUAAUUUGAGCUGCGUUGUUAAAAUUAUUCACGCUAUUUUAUCUGUUGUAUUUGGAACGCAUUGCUAAUUUCAGUAACUUUCUAAUAGAUAAAAAAAUUGGUGAACUCUUUUGUUGUAGCGUAUGCAUAGCCAUUGAGCGCCGUGACACGGUUUACAUUUCUGUUGUGCGCGCAUCAUUUGAGACUCUCGACCAGCAGUAAGGCGGGAAGAUGGACGUCUUCGUAAAAAGUUUGUUGGAAGAUUGGAAUCUAAGCGAAUUUGCCUCAAAUUUUGAAAAUGAAGGUAUCGAUGAAUACAGUUUCCCGCUGCUUGAUGAAGAAACGAUCCGAUUGUUGAUUCCAAAAGCAGGGCCUCGAUUAAAAUUUCUAAAACUUUUCAGAACAACUCAUACUGCAGAAAAUAAGCCAGAUGAAAUUGGCAGUGAAAAAUGUGACUCGAAAACAGAAGAGAAAAGUAAGGGAGCGCAAGAAGACGGAAACUUAGUCAAAAGUUCUGAAGCAGAAGAAGUUAAAAACUUAGGGAAAACUACUUCAACAGAGGAACUUAUUUUAAAGAAAAUUAGAAUAAAAGAACUGCUCGAAAGAAAAUUACCGGAAAUUUAUUUGAAGCUGGUAGCCGGAGUACCUGGUAGCAUAAACAUAACUGCCAAGUACAAAAUAAAUCGAGCUGUGGUGGAUGCCUAUAUCUCAAAUUUCGAUAGUCAACCUACAACACAAACGAAACUACUGCUGGCAAAAAAGAUCGUCGAAUGCUUUCCUGUCUUGAAAGGGUUAGAUGGGGAAGGGCAUGAACAAUGGUUUACUGCUGGUUCUGAUGGCUCGCCUGCAAGAGGCUUCAUAGCCGAGCGGUUCAGAAAUUUCAGGCUGAGAAAUUUAUCGACUACAGAAAGGAGAGAAUUAGGAAUACCUAAAAAAAAGAGAGAGACUCCAGAUGUACGUAAAAGAUUUUCGGAAGACAGCUCGUUGACAUUCCUACAAAGGCAACAAUGGCUCAAAGAAAAUUCUGAGCCAAAAGAGGAGGUGAUAUUGCUUAUGGGCCAGACUUUUGAAGGACGACGUUUCCAAAUAUUAGAGAAUGCAGGAAAUGUGUUUGAAUCGUGGCCUAGACUUUUGAACCAACAUAUUAUCGAUGCAGAAUUUAACCUGCUCUACGAAAACAAAGGAAACUCGUUCUGUGCUGACUUCGGACUUCUAGCUACAUCUCUAAUUCUGCAAGCGAAACACUGCGGAAGGCUUGCUGCAGAACAGUUUGCGAAUGGUCUACAGUUAAAUUUUGCUACAAUAGAACCUUCCAACGAAAAAACUUGUGCAGCAUUGCUGCUGCUUCCACUGAUGUUGCCAGAAGGAGGCUUUAAAAAGAAAGGAACUAAGACGAGAAAGAUAAAACCUACGGGCGCUCAGUCGCAGGAUAAUUUUAUACAGUUUCUCCCUGCAGGAGAAGGAUUGGAGAAAUUUAUGAGCGAAGACAGGCUCUUAGGAGGAGAACGCACUCAACCAUUUGUAGUAAUAAAAGGAGAAGACAAGCUCAACCCUACCCAAUCUUACGUGGUAAUUGAAAAACAUAUUUUGGAAACUUCAUCUGUAUUAAAAGCUGUAGACAUAUGUUUUAAAUGUUUUUUUGUUUUUAAUUUAGAGUUUUCGCCAUACUGUAGUAAUACAUGGCGAUUUCUAAACUUCUGUUUUUAUAAAUGUACUGACGAAAAAUUAAUACCCUCCUGUGUUAGAGAACUUCGUGAAAAAUUGUUUUGUAAUGUGCAAUUGUAAUUUUUUAGAAAUCUGACUUUGACUAAGUGUGAUGGUACUUAUAUAAUAUUUUAAUUUUAACGGAAGUUUUAUCAUUUCUGGAGGGAAGAGACGUAAUUUUGCUGAGAGGAUACUUAUGUGUUCUUAAUUUUGAUAUAUUUGGUUUUUUUUUUCUUUUUCAAAAUUUGCAAUCAUGCUUUGUGCAGUUUGCAACAAAAAAUUUAUAAGUUACAAUGAACUUUGUCUUCACAUUAGAAAUUUCCAUCAUGAAGCACCUUAUGUGUGCUAUAAAAAAAAUUGCAAGCAAGCGUUUAUGAAGCUGUACAAUUAUAGCAGACAUUUAAAAAGGUUUCACAACCAGGACAAUGGCGAAA